Messenger RNA from Synchytrium microbalum, 3876 nucleotides. RefSeq lists its product as uncharacterized. Bases 1 to 3876 code for a protein of 1291 amino acids. Lineage: Eukaryota; Fungi; Chytridiomycota; Chytridiomycetes; Synchytriales; Synchytriaceae. The transcript has 7 exons. The record is from RefSeq and is a predicted model, not a curated record.
AUGAGUCUGAAGCCAAAGGCUAUGGGCAGUGUAGCUACAUUGCAUAGAGGAGGCCUAGGCAGACAUGCAUCUGUGUCGGUCGAUGUUGCAGUACCAUUAUUUACCUUCAUUGCACCACCAUCACCAGAAUUGCACGAUUUGGAGAAGCUCAAUGUGCCCAGCAGAGUCCAAUAUGUUGCUGCCACUGAACCUACCCAUCGAAGAGCAAUUUCAGCUAAAGGCUCUGCAAGUCGGCCAACAUCAUUGGUUGGGAGGGAAAGGGACAAGGAUUUACCAUCACAGCCUACAUCCAGCAGUAAUAGUCAAACGAACGUGCAAAAUCCCCCUUCCUCUGUUUCUCCAACAGCAGCAUUGGAUCGAUACCUUAAAGAUAUCAGUAUGAUGUCUACUACGCUACGAUUGCAGCAAAGGAAUAUGCUACAACUCCAAGAGCAUGUGAAUAUGCUCUCUGAGGUCCUGAUUGGAAAAAGGGUCCAACAGUCUCAUUUGUCAGAAGGACUUGAUGGAGACGUGACACAGCUGUUAGAUGAAGAAGUACAACACGCUAUAGACCUCGCUACAGCCAACCCAUCCAUAGCCAAUAGUCGCGUUAGUUUGUUAAACGUAGACCGACGUGGAUCAGUCGAUGGAGGUAGCAGAAGUGGAUCAGUCGAUGAGGAGCGACGUGGAUCAGUCGAUGAGGGCAGAUGGGGAUCAGGAAACGGUUUCUACAUCUCGACUUUAUUGAGAAAUCGAGGAUCCCGAGCUACCGCGGCUGAUAAUGGCGAUCUGGGCACAGAUAGCCUGCAUUCACACAGUGGUCCUCUCACUCCAGAAGCAGAUGGCAAACGAGCUACCAGCUCAGUCGACAUGCUAGACUCUUACAUACCAUCCGAAGCAAUACCUCAACAACAACCACAGCAAACAGUCCCACAUUGGCCUUUAAAAGCAAAGCCAACCCUAGGUCGAUUUUUACCAGCACUGACGCCUAUGGGUAGUAUGGACAUGCCCUCGGGCUCCAGCAGUCGAAGUGGAUCUGAGGUUGACGUAGCCCGACGAAAAGAUGUGGACAAGAGUCUAGAUCUAAAUCCGUUGGACAACCCACCGAAUCGAUUUCGUGGUAGUGAGUCAAGUGUUGAAGAAGAUGAUUUGGUCAACAUCCUACCUGGAGCAUCAAGAAAAUUCUCUGUCUGCUCCGUUCACUCAGCAGAACAACAGCAUAUUGUUGUCGCUAAUACUUUCUCACUCGUAUUAGAAAUCUCUGACAGAGAUAUGGAUUCUUUGCCACCAGCGAUUGAUGAAGAUGCGGUUAACGAGACCCCCGCACGCAGUUCCCCUCCAGAUUGGUCAAAGUACUUGGAAACUGCUAUUGUAGAAAGUACCAAGAUCAACGCCAGUAGUAGCAAAAUCACCGCCGCUGUACUUCCUGAUACUCCCAUCCAAGAUAUCUCACACAAGGGAUCAUUGAUUCCGCCAUCAGGCUUGUCCGUGCCAUCAUCGCACGUUGGUGGAAGACAACCCACUCUUGGAAGAUCAGCAAGCGCGAGGGCACCAUUACGAAUAAUCCCGGUAGAUCCUCAUGAUCCAAGUCCAGUAACAGUCAUGGUCACCAAACCCAGCAUAACAUCUUUGAUUUCGAAAUAUACCAACAACAACACACAACCGACCCAAUCAAGGAGCAUACCAAGGCCUACGGAGGAUCAACUCGGAUCAGUUGAUGGCACAAAUCAACAGAGAACGGCGUCGGGUGUAUCAUUUGAAGAAUCUGCUCUAGUUUUGGACGAUUCCCAACCAUUGAGCCUCCGAAUACAAACACCGCAACCCCUUUUAACAGACAACAGGGGAGCGAAACAUACAGUCAGAGCCAAAUCCGAGAUUCAAACUUCAUCUACAGGAGCCCUGCCAAAACCAUCUCUUACCCCUUAUUCAGUAAGCCAAAGAUUGGCCAAAAAGCAAGGAAUGAGAUCCGUGCAAUCUGAUUCAACUGAUACCGGAUCGGGCAUCGGUGGCAAAAUCAAGCACCAAACUAGUUCAAGCGUAUUAUGGUCUUUCCGACCUUUGCGACCUAGAGAUGAACAACCAAGGCCAGAUGAGGGUGGUCCGGGCCCAUCCUUGGGUGAUUUUUUAGGUGACACUAUUGCAUCCAAGGUAGAACAGACCGCCGAGAAAAUAAGUUUUGGUAUAUAUGCUGCCCGAAUGUUUGCCGGCAGAGUAUCAGGAGCUUUCAACUCGAUAUUUCAAAUCUUUUUACACGAUCUGGCUACCCCCAAGUAUACUGAAAUGGGAACUUCUUUGGCCUCCAUUGAACGCAAACGUAUACUGUCAAUGCCAUUACCAGAACAUUUCUUUUUACAUCCAAUGUCCCGAUUCCGUGUUACUUGGGAUUUUAUUCUGUCGCUAAUUCUAUUCUUCACUCUGAUUGCAAUACCUGUUCUUGUGUCCUUUGAGGACGUCGGAUGGGCCGAUCUAGAACCAUUGUCUUGGGCCAUGACCAUUAUAUUCAGCGUCGAUACAGUCUUGUCGCUGUUCACGCUUCAAAUCAUCAACGGUUGUGCUUCAACUCUGGGGAAGUCUCAAAUGAACUACAUACAAAAUGGAUUUAUACCAGAUGUGAUUACAUGCAUACCUUUCGACAUCAUCUUCGCCCAAGCAAGUGAAUUUCCAGAAACACUACUACUCCUCCGUUUGAUACGAUGCAGUAAUUUAAUGUCUAUAACCGGCAAAAACCCCGUCUACCGUAUGUGCUCCAAACGAUUCCAACGGUUCUUUGGAUUUGGAGGUGCUUUCAUGGCCAUCUUCUUCUUCCUCUUCUUACUCGUCAUUUUCCUCCACGCCCACGCCUGUAUGGUGUUUUUAUUCGGCAAGAUUACGUAUUAUCGAGCAGAAUCGUGGCUACCGUUGCAAGAAACCGUGUUGAGCCAAAGCAUAUUGACAAAGUACACAUGGUCGCUCUUCCAAGCACUAUCGAAUACCUUCCCUGUUACUGGAUACAAGCCUUCCGAUGUCCUUGAACAAUGGUUUACGGGAUUAGCUGUAUUGAUUGGUGCAUUACUAUAUGCAGCACUUGUCGGUGUGAUUUCAUCCUUUUCGUUUGGAAUGGACUCAUCUGGUCGUUUGUACAAGCAAAAGAUGGAUGAAGUUAAUGAGUACAUGACGUACAAGCGCUUAACGGAACAUCUCAAGACUAAAGUGAGGCAGUACUAUGAGCUCAAGUAUCGUGGAAAGUACUUUGACGAAUUGGGUAUCAUCAUGGAAUUAAAUGCUCCACUCAGACAAGAAAUUGCUAUACAUAACUGUCGUGACUUGAUUCAAAAGGUGCCCUUCUUGAGACGACACCAACAAGACGGUCGUGAUGAACUUUUCUUGGGUCGUAUCGCCAAUGCUCUGAAAGCCACCUACUUUAUCAAGGGAGAUCACAUAUUCGAACAGGGUCGUGUCGGAAAUGAAAUGUACUUUAUCCUCUCUGGCCACGUCGAAAUCGUGGUAGCAGGCAAAGCAGUAGGUUCUUUAGCAGACGGUUCCUUCUUUGGAGAAGUCGCACUCCUUGGCCAAAUACCUCGAACAGCAACCAUCCGUGCAACAUCAAAUUGUGUGCUAUACUGUCUAGAACGCAGUGAUUUCGAAACCAUCAUUCAAGAUUACGAUGACAUGGCAGCCCGUAUCCGUGAAGUGUAUCAAGAACGUAUGGCUCGUGUUCGGGAGGAAUCUAAAGCCAAACAAGCUGUUGCUGCUGAUGCAUUGUUACAUGAACCGCCUCCACAACAUCCGCAGCUUCGUGUCCGUGCAGCAAGUGUGCAUGCUGAUACAUCAGUCGUCAUGGCUAGGAGGGAUGUGGGGAGUCGUACUGUACUUGCUACAAGGCAGAUGGAGGAGCGAAACCCACACCAAAAGUCAUGA